Messenger RNA from Fonsecaea erecta, 453 nucleotides. RefSeq lists its product as hypothetical. The coding region runs from base 1 to 453 and encodes 150 amino acids. Lineage: Eukaryota; Fungi; Ascomycota; Eurotiomycetes; Chaetothyriales; Herpotrichiellaceae. The record is from RefSeq and is a predicted model, not a curated record. The transcript has 2 exons.
AUGGAUACCCUUGCGGCCAAAUUUGCCUCCCGGAAGCGAGUAUUCACAUUGGUUGAAUACGGGUGCCUCUCGGGGGUGCCGCCAGGCAUGAACUUGAUUCAGAAAGAGGCGGACAAGGACGCAUGGUACAAAGUAUCGGCGGCAACGACUCAAGCCGGCUCAAAUUCGCCACAAUCAAGGUCAACUUCGCUUUACCCCAAGGUCAAGUGGACGGUCGCGUACCUGCUGCGGCCGUUCUUUCAACCACCCGACUCCGAGAGGGAGGACAUUGUGGAUGCCAGCAAGUGGAUCUUCAACGACGAGAGCCCAUGGUUCCUGGACACUUUCCGGGACGACAGCCAACUGCCGAGCCCAUUGUCGCACCUGCACCUGCGCCUGCGCGAGUGCAUCACGAUGGAACCGGAGGAUACGGUUUGGUCGCACGCCCGAUAUGUAGCACGCGGUCGAGAUUAA